Molecule: messenger RNA, 2460 nt
Organism: Zerene cesonia (dogface butterfly)
Lineage: Eukaryota; Metazoa; Arthropoda; Insecta; Lepidoptera; Pieridae
Product: toll-like receptor 6
Exons: 9
Coding region: 336-2450 (704 amino acids)
Cellular component (GO): plasma membrane; extracellular matrix
Molecular function (GO): protein binding
Source: RefSeq, a predicted model, not a curated record
CUACCAGCCUUUGCGGGGAGUGGUUGUGUCGCUCGCCUCGCCGUCCGAGCGUAUUGUUGUUCGUAAUUUUACAAAACUAAGUGUGACGUGUAUUAUAUUUCAACUAUUCUGUUCAUCGACGAGUAUAUGAAGUGUAAAAUGUGUUGUGAUACAAACGUGUUGGUUGUACUAAUGUGAUUUUGAGUUGGAAACAUUCGCCGCACAAGCCGGUUCAGAACUCGAGGUGAGCCUUUCAUUAUGCGAGCUCGAAUCGAAGACUGAAUGAACUUUGGACCCAGCUGUAUCUGUUCAUUUGACAUUCAACGGGAAUGAUUUUAUUUCAACAGACUUGAUCAAUGGCGCCUUGCAGUUAUAUAAACUCCGAACCUCAGAUAUGUAAGAAGACUGACGCAGACAACCUACAAACAAACAUUUCUACAAACGAAACGAAAACAAUGAGAAGUUGCAGAGACGGGGCCUUCAGAAUAUCCACGAUGGCGCGGUGCGUGAAGAGGAUCGCUGACGUCAGCACGUCCAACGCUUUCUUUGUGAUCCUGUUGUCAGUUCAGCUGCUGGCGUGGCACAGCGGCGCGUCGGCGCUCGCCAACUGCCCCGGCGGCUGCAGCUGCAACGAUGACACUCUCGUCGUGGUCUGUGAAGAGAGCCGUCUCGACGUCCUCCCCAUAGCGCUGAACCCCUCCAUACAACGGCUUAUCAUUCGCAACAAUAAAAUCAAGACCAUCGAUGCAUCGAUGCAAUUUUAUACUGAACUACAACAUUUAGAUUUAUCUCAGAACCACCUCGUCAAUAUCCCUACCAAAAGCUUCGCGUUUCAACGAAAGCUUCAGGAAUUGCACUUGAACCACAACAAAAUAUCAUCUGUUACGAACACCACGUUCCAAGGGCUCAAUUCCCUCACGGUGUUGAAUUUGAAACAUAACUUCUUAGAAGAACUCACGAACGGCGUCUUUUCCACUCUCCCAAGAUUAGAAGAACUAAACUUAGGGCAGAAUAGAAUAUCGAGAAUAGAACCGAGAGCAUUCUCUGGGCUGUCUGCAUUGAGAAUACUCUACUUGGACGAUAAUCAGUUGAGCUCAGUGCCGACGGCUUCCUUCAGCUUGUUGGGAAGUCUGGCGGAACUGCACGUUGGACUUAACGCCUUUUCAUUCCUUCCCGAUGACGCCUUCGCUGGUCUCAACAGAUUAGCUGUGUUAGACCUAAAUGGAGCCGGUCUCUCAAACAUUAGUGAAAACGCAUUCAGAGGUCUUCCUGGUUUAAGAAGUCUCAAUUUAUUUGGAAAUCGGUUGAGUGUAGUGCCCACUGAGCAGCUGUCGAGUCUCACGAGAUUAGAAGAAUUAUACGUCGGCCAAAAUGACUUUAUCGUUUUAGAAAGUCAUUCUUUUAGGGGAUUAAAAAACUUAAAAUUCAUCGAUGUAACAGGUGCAACUCAGUUGGAACGUCUCUCUAAAGGCAGUUUCGAAGAUAAUUUAAACUUAGAAACGAUAGUUUUAUCAAACAAUAAGAAGUUAGCGAUCAUAGAAGAGGGAAGUCUUCUGGGCCUUCCGAAACUGAGACACGUAUCGUUGCGAGAUAACGCCAUUAUAAGUUUGAGCGAAACGACGUUCGUCGGUAAAGAGCUCAAGCAACUAGAUUUAACCGACAAUCCCAUUUUCUGCGAUUGCCAACUGCUCUGGCUUCGUGAACUUUUAAAUGAAAAAAGCAAUUUUACGCAAAUCCAGUGCGCUAGCCCGGAACACUUAAAAGAUAAAUACCUGAGAACUCUAACCGCCGACGACUUGGGCUGCGUGUUGCACGACUCGAGACAGCAAACUAUCAUAUGCAUCAUUGUCGUGGCCUGCGUGGCCACCAUAGCGACUUUAGUUCUAAUUUUGUAUAGAUAUCGAAAGAGCAUGCAGGAGAAGCUGAAGGAUUACAAGUGGAACAAGGGACGAAAGAACUUAGAGUACCACAAGCCGAUAUCGACGGAGGAGGACUGCAUCCUAGAGCUUUACGCCUCCCCGAGCGUGUUCUUCAUGUCAGGCGGCCAGGGCUCCGCGCGCCGGCCGCCGCGCUCGGGGGGCGGCGGCACGCUGCCCGCCAACGGCUUCACGUACAUCGGCGGCGACGCACGUCCGCAGCAGCCGCAGCAGCCGCUCACGCUGAACAACGGCGCGCCCGCGUCGAUCCUCAACAACGGCUCCCUGCGUUCCUUGCCCGACAAGAAGAGCGGCCGCAACGGCGUCGUGUGCCACCCGGAGAGCUUCCAGCGGAACCUGGACGCGCGCUACUCGCGCAAGCAGGAGAACGGCUACCUGCGCGGCUCCGAGACGGUGCUGGGGCUGCGCGAGCGUGAGCGCGAGCGCGCCUACGAGGGGCCGGCCUACGAGCCCGAGUACUCCAUCAUCCCGGAGGUGUAUGGGCGCGGCGACUGCCCGCGCUCCUGCAGCCACUCCAACACCUUCAACUGUUGAGGGCGGCGAC